AUGAAUAACGAGGAAAAUAACUGUUUGGCUCACAGACAGCACGUUAAAUAUUUUAUGAGGUUUCUUAAUGUUCUCCCAUCAUCACUAUCAUCUCACGACACGACCAGGGUAACCAUAGCAUAUUUCUCAGUGGUCGGUCUAGAUGUAUUAGGUUCUAUAACAUCAAUGACAAUAGACAUGCAGUCGAGGAUAAUAGAAUGGAUAUACAGGCUGCAAGUUGAACCAAAUAAAGAAACUGGAGAUAUGACAGCCUGUGGUUUUCAAGGUUCUUCAACAAUUAACAUGCCUUUUGAUUCUGAGAAGAGUCAAUACAGAUGUGGUCAUCUGGCUAUGACUUACACCGGCCUGUGUGUGUUGCUGACUUUAGGUGAUGACCUGUCUAGAGUGAACAGGAAAGCCUUGGUUGAAGGUGUAAAAGCCUUACAGCGUGAGGAAGGUAAUUUCUCAGCGACACUAUCUGGUUGUGAAUCAGACAUGAGGUUCGUGUAUUGCGCCGCUUGCAUCAGCUACAUACUGAACGACUGGUCUGGAUUUGAUGUUAAACGAGCCACUGACUACAUUAUAAAUUCCAUAGGUUACGACUACGGUAUUGCCCAAUGUCCGGAGCUAGAAUCCCAUGGUGGUACAACAUUCUGUGCACUGGCAACACUCAGUUUAACAAACCAAUUGGAUAAACUAACUAUAGAACAAAUAGAAGGUUUAAAAAGAUGGCUACUUUUCAGACAGAUAGAUGGUUUCCAAGGUCGCCCAAACAAACCCGUGGACACUUGCUAUAGUUUUUGGGUAGGCGCUUCAUUGAAGAUAUUGGAUGCGCUACAUCUAUCUAACUUCGAGAGCAACAAGAGUUAUGUGUAUGAAACUCAGGAUUGCGUUGUUGGUGGAUUCUCAAAAUGGCCGGAUACAUGCACAGACCCUAUGCAUACAUACCUUGGUUUAGCCGGACUUAGUUUGAUAGGUGAGAACGGUUUACUUGAAAUUGUACCAACUUUAAACAUAACGAAGAAGGCCCAUGAUCAUAUGAAAUAUUUACACCAAAUGUGGGAGACAGAAUCAUAG
Molecule: messenger RNA, 1056 nt
Organism: Danaus chrysippus (African queen)
Lineage: Eukaryota; Metazoa; Arthropoda; Insecta; Lepidoptera; Nymphalidae
Source: the annotation of a GenBank genome assembly